Messenger RNA from Myotis davidii, 1845 nucleotides. It is a transcript of the gene TTLL12, whose product is annotated as tubulin tyrosine ligase like 12. Lineage: Eukaryota; Metazoa; Chordata; Mammalia; Chiroptera; Vespertilionidae. The transcript is spliced from 13 exons. The record is from RefSeq and is a predicted model, not a curated record. Gene Ontology annotation, biological process: protein modification process. The annotation marks the transcript as partial.
AUGGCGAGUCCCCUGAAUGCCACCAGCACCUUCUCUGCCAAAUCCAACUCCCAUUGGGGUGAGCACUCGGACACGGCCAAGGCCACCCAUGUUCCUAGACAAGAGGCCCGACCUGCGGAGCUGUGGCGGUUUGACCUGGAGGCCGGGAGCAGAAGUCUGGCCGUGGUGAGGGUUCAGGGCUGGGCAUCCCUCCGACACUCACGCUGUGGUCCCCAGGUGUUCGACGCGGGGGAGAUGUUUGGGAUCAUGCAAGUGGAGGAAGUGGAGGAGGAGAGUGAGGACGAGGCCACACGGGAAGCGCACAGGAAGAAGCCCAACCCGGGCAGCGAGCUCUGCUACAAGGUCAUCGUGACCAACGAGAACGGGCUCCAGGCGGCCGACCCCAACAGGUCACACUGCGAUCACCCGUGUGGGCUUGGGGCCUGGCUGCCGGGCGGGGCCACGUAUGGGCCCGCGUGUCUCGGUGCAGAGGAGGUGACCCGGGACUUUGCCUACGGAGAGGCGGACCCCCUGGUCCGGAGGUGAAGGCUGCUGCCCUGGGCGCCCACCGACCUGCUGGACCCGCUUUAUCCCCCAGCACAGCAGCUGCUCAUGGAAUGCCUCAGGGCUGUGGGCGGGAGGGAACCAGUCACCGGAGUCACUGUGGGGGGUGCCGUGUGGUGCCGGCGGUUCCGAGUGCUGCUGACGGGGAGGCGGGUGCCGCGGGGGUCCGGCCGGCACUUCCCACGAAUCAGGUCAUCACGUGGGCUGGCUGUGCCCCCAGAUCCCAAGCCCUGCUGUGCCCGGAUGGGGAGGCGGUGCCCACGGCGUCCUUUCCCGAGGGCCCAGCCCCACCGCCCGUGUCUUUGCUUCCAGGCCAUUUUGGAGGAAAACAAGGAGCAGCUGCCACUGGCCAUCGACCCGGUGGUGCGUCCCAGCGGCCACAUCUUCAAGGUGCACACGGACGUGCAGCAGGUGCUCAGCCACCUCACGCACCCCCGCUUCACCUUCACGCAGAGCGAGGCAGAUGCCGACAUCCUCUACAACUUCUCCUCCAACGGUCUGAGGGACAGUGAACUGGCCCCCUGUUUAAAAAGUUUGAGGACCCCUGCCUUAGGCCCUGCCUCUGACCUCUGCGGUGAUGCCUUCCUCAGCCCAGGGGAGAAGGGGGGUCCCUCUCUCCCAGGUCCCAGGGCCGUUGCCUGGGAGGGACCCCGGGCGCAGCCCAGCCUCCCUUCUGCUCCCAGGGGCGAGGACAACCACUGGAUCUGCAAGCCCUGGAACCUGGCGCGCAGCCUGGACACCCACAUCACCAGGAGCCUGUGGGCCCCCGUGAGCCUGCGUCUGUCCCCGCAGGUGGUGUGCAAGUACAUUGAAAGUCCUGUCUUGUUCCUUCGAGAAGACGUGGGGAGGGUCAAGUUCGACGUCCGCUACAUCGUGCUGCUGCGCUCGGUGAGGCCCCUGAGGCUGUUCGUGUCAGGGUCUGCCUGCUGGUCUUGCAGGCCCUUCGCCCUCAACGACCUGGACGACUACGAGAAACAUUUCACUGUCAUGAACUACGACCCGGAAGUGGUGCUGAAGCAGGUGCACUAUGACGAGUUCAUCCCUGAGUUUGAGAAGCAGUACCCAGAAUUCCCCUGGAGGAGCGUCCAGGCCGAGAUCUUCCGGGCCUUCACGGAGCUGUUCCAGGCGGCGUGUGCUAAGCCGCCACCCCAGGGCCUCUGCGACUACCCCUCGUCCCGGGCCGUGUACGCCAUCGACCUCAUGCUGAAGUGGGACAGCCGUCCGGACGGGCAGCGAGUGAUGCAGCCCCAGCUCCUGGAGGUGAACUUCAACCCCGACUGUGAGCGCGCCUGCAGGUACCAC